Oryza brachyantha (malo sina) is the source of this 4351-nucleotide messenger RNA. Its product is annotated as kinesin-like protein KIN-14D. NCBI's taxonomy places the organism in Eukaryota, Viridiplantae, Streptophyta, Magnoliopsida, Poales, Poaceae. Gene Ontology annotation, molecular function: ATP binding; microtubule binding; microtubule motor activity. The transcript has 19 exons. The coding region runs from base 40 to 4107 and encodes 1355 amino acids. Gene Ontology annotation, biological process: microtubule-based movement. The record is from RefSeq and is a predicted model, not a curated record.
GCAUGGCCGUCUCCAUCGCUUCCUUUCACCUCGCUUUCCAUGUCCCUCCGCGACCCCAGCAAAGCCGCCCCGGACCCAGCGAGGCGGCGGGCAGACGCCGUCGGGUGGUUGCAGGCGCUGUUCCCGGACCUGCCGCUCCCUCCGCCGCCGCAGGCCUCCGACGACGACCUCCGCGCGCCGCUCGCCAGCGGGAGGCUGCUCUGCGCGCUGCUCCGGAGGCUCUGCCCGGGCGCCCUCCUCGACGACGCCUCCACCGACAAUGUCGGCAGGUUCCGCGCCGCCGUCGAGCGGAUGGGCGUCUCCACCUUCAGCGCCUCUGACCUCGAAAGGGGCCAAAUGGCAGCUGUCGUCAACUGCAUCCUUGCACUCAGGGAUCGGUUCGGAUCCCGCGGCGGCGUUGGUGAUGAACGGAGCCCUAAUUUCCUGACCAGAUGCGACAGCGAAGGAGGCAGAAAGCGCAUGGAAUCCAAGCUGCAAAGGAUGCUUACUAGCCCAAUCAUGUCAGAACCUUCCACUCCGACAGGAAUCGAGCCGUAUUCGCCGUCACAAGUGUUUCAGCUGAGACAAGGAGGAUAUGAUGAUCUUCCUGGUUCCAAAUAUUCAGACCUGAUGAAAUCCACAAGCAUGGAUAAUGCGCCAACGCAGUCACUUCUCGGCGUUGUGAACAGCAUCCUUGAUGAGAGCAUCGAGAGGAAGAAUGGACAAAUACCUUAUCGCAUUGCUUGCUUGCUGAGAAAGGUCAUAGUGGAGAUUGAAAGACGCAUUUCCACUCAGGCUGGGCAUAUACGGAAUCAAAAUAAUCUGAUUAAAGCUCGUGAAGAGAAGUAUCAGUCAAGGAUAAGAGUGCUGGAGGAACUAGCUGUUGGGGCAUGCGGGCAAACACAUAUGGAGAAAGACAUGCUUGGAGAUAAAGGGCAACUAGCAGAGGAAGAUAUGGCAAGGUUAAUGAAGUACCAGGAAGAUGUGGUUAGAUUGAUGAAAGAAAACAAUGAUUUGGUUAGGUUGUUGCGAGAGAAGGAAGAUAUGGUUAGGUUGCUAAAGGAGAAAGAAGAUAUGGUUAGAUUGCUGAAGGACAAGGAAAGCAUGAUUGACUCGAAAGCAGUCAAAGUUGAAGAAACGCAACGAAUAGAAGAUGAAGAUAAAUAUAGGCUAAUUAAGGAGAAGGAUGAUGCUUUAGUUAGAUUGGUGAAGGAAAAGGAAGAGAUGAUUAGGUUGCUGAAGGAGAAAGAUGAUGUAAUUAGACUAAUGAAGGAGAAGGAUGAUUUUCGUAACUUGGAAAACAGUGAGGUUGAGGGUGGAAGUAACUCAACAGAUGACAACAAAGAUAGGUUGAUUAAGGAGAAGAAUGAUAUUGUGCUUAGGUUGACAAAGGAGAAGGAAGAGAUGGUUAGGAUGUUGAAGGAGAAGGAAGAUUUGCUUAACUUGGAAAAAGUUGAGUUUGAUGGUAGAAGUAAAUCGACAGAUGACAAUAAAGAUAGGCUGAUUAAGGAGAAGAAUGAUAUUGUGCUUAGGUUGACAAAGGAGAAGGAAGAGAUGGUUAGAUUGUUGAAGAAGGAAGAUAUAAUUAGACUUAUGAAGGAGAAGGAAGAGAUGGUUAACUUGGAAAAAGGUGAGGUUGAGGGUAAAAAGCAAAUGGCAGAUGACAAUAAAGACAGGUUGAUUAAGGAGAAAGAUGAUGUUGUGUUUAGGUUGACAAAGGAGAAGGAAGAGAUAAUUAAGUUGCUUGAAGAAAAGGAAGAUAUAAUUAGAUUAAUGAAGCAGAAGGAAGACAUGUUCAUGUCUAUCAAGGAGAAGGAAAAUAAGGCUGAACUGAAGAUCACUGAUGAAGAAGCAGAAAGGUCAAUUAAGGAGAAAGCCGAGAUAGCUAGGUUGAUGAAGGAGAAGGAAGAUGGUAGCAAUACGAUUUUGAAACUUAAGAAGGAAUCAGAAACAUUAAGAUCAUCAUAUGAGGAAAGCUGCAGGUUGUUGGAAUCUAAGAAGGAAGAUGUGGCCAGGCUUCUCACGGACAAGGAAAACAAUGACAAUAUAAUUUUAGAACUAAAGAAAGAGCUUGAAGAAACAAAGAGAUUGCAUGAGGCGCACAGUCAGGAAUUAGAGACUAAGGCUGCAAAAGUAAGGAAGGAGUUGGAACAGAGGAUAGAAGAAGUAAAGCUUAUGUUAGAUGAUUCUACCAAGAGAAGAAGAGAACUUGAGGAAUUAUCUGAAUCUAGAAUCCAAUUUUGGAAAAGGAAAGAAGUAGAGGUCAAUCAAUUUGUAAGUUUGCAAGUACAGAAUGUUCAGGAUUUGAAGCUGUCUUCUGUUUCCGUUAGGCAUGAAAUCCUAAGUUGUCAAAACAAAUGGUCUGAAGAACUAGAUGGCCUUGGAAAAAGCCUUAAGGUUGUAACAAAUGCUGCAGAAAAAUAUCAUGUAGCUCUUGCAGAAAACAGAAAAUUGUUCAAUGAAAUCCAGGAACUAAAAGGAAACAUCAGAGUAUAUUGUCGGAUAAGACCUUUUCGACCUGGGGAAGAUGACAAGUCCAGCUCAGUUGAAUAUAUUGGGGACAAUGGUGAACUAGUUCUAUCAAACCCUACAAAGCAAGGGAAGGAAGGGGGCAAAAAUUUCACAUUUAACAAAGUUUUUGGCCCUACCACUACACAAGAUGCUGUCUUCAAGGACAUACAGCCACUAAUUAGAUCAGUUCUUGAUGGCUACAAUGUCUGCAUUUUCGCAUAUGGGCAAACUGGAUCAGGAAAGACACAUACUAUGAUGGGACCUGAAAAGGCAACUGAGAAGGAAUGGGGAGUCAAUUAUAGGGCAUUAAAUGACCUUUUCAAUAUUUCUAAUGACCGUCGAGACACGAUCACUUAUGAACUUGGCGUUCAGAUGGUUGAGAUCUACAACGAGCAAAUCCGUGAUCUCCUCGGCAGUGGUGGUUUGCAGAAGAAAAUAGGGAUCCAGAACACCACCCAGCCCAAUGGACUUGCUGUUCCUGAUGCAACAAUGUGCCCUGUCACCUCAACUUCUCAUGUAAUAGAGCUAAUGCAAACAGGUCAUGACAAUAGAGCCAUGAGUGCAACAGCUUUGAAUGAGAGAAGUAGCAGAUCCCACAGUGUUGUGACCAUUCAUGUCCGAGGCCAAGAUUUGAAGACUGGGAACACUUUGCGUGGCGCCCUACAUCUUGUGGAUCUCGCUGGAAGUGAGAGGGUGGACCGUUCUGCAGUUACAGGGGACAGGCUCAAAGAAGCACAGCACAUCAACAAGUCUUUGGCUGCUCUUGGGGAUGUUAUAUUUUCUUUAUCACAGAAGAAUGCUCAUGUGCCAUACAGAAAUAGCAAGCUCACACAAGUUCUGCAAACUUCUCUGGGUGGCCAUGCAAAGACCCUAAUGUUUGUGCAGGUCAACCCAGAUGUUUCAUCUUACACAGAGACUUUAAGCACUCUGAAAUUCGCAGAACGAGUGUCUGGGGUGGAACUUGGUGCUGCUAGGACCACUAAGGAAGGAAAGGAGGGAAAAGAUGUCAAAGAACUAAUGGAUCAGCUCUCUCUUCUCAAAGAUACCAUUUCAAAGAAGGACGAUGAAAUCGACAGGCUGCAAUUACUGAAUAGUAGCACCAGAUUGAAGUCAGCAAGACAAACCGAUCCCAUUUUGAAGCAUUCAUCCUCUUCCCCAGGCAUUACAUCCUUAGGGAAGAACACAAGCGUUGGCAGUGGGGCAGCCUCUGAUCUUGAUAACUUCUCCGACACCAGUGACAGGCAAUCUGAAGCUGGGUCCAUGCUCUCCGUUGAUCCUGAGGUUUCUGGCCUUGGUGAUCUUGACUCUGAUGGAAGGCUAAGUGAUGCCUCCGAUGGUGGAAUUUCCAUUGGUGCAGAAGCUGAUAGUUCAGUAAACAAUGUAGCAGAUCAAGAGCAAGACAAAACAACUAGCGCGGCGAAAGAGCGGCUGACUAAGGCGGUGAAUCGUGUCCAAAAGCUAACACUGCCGAAAGUAGGUCAAUCAUCAAGCUUGCGGCCUAAACCAAGAGAUCCUGCCCCACCUAGAUCUUCAGCGCCAACAGGUGUACGCAAAAGUACAACUUCCCAAGCAACUCCCCCUACAAGAACUGCUGCCACUCUGAAGAGAGGACCAUAGAUCUAGUUUAUAAACAUUUAGCCAACGACUUGUCAGUUAGCUUUAUUUUUUGUAUAGUUUUUUCAAGAUUUUUUUUGUAAAGAUGGACAAAAAGGCUAUAGCUGUUGACAUGGAGCCAUGGAUUUUGGAACAGUCAAACUGCCACAUGGGUUUUCUUGUGCAAACUUGUAAGCUUAAACUGCCACAUUGAUAUUUUUAGUAUGAAGAGUAAAAUGAUUUCUCACAAUGAAAUUGAAUGUGAAAG